Molecule: messenger RNA, 2145 nt
Organism: Anisakis simplex (herring worm)
Lineage: Eukaryota; Metazoa; Nematoda; Chromadorea; Rhabditida; Anisakidae
Source: the annotation of a GenBank genome assembly
AUGCCUGGGCGUCCAGGAAGGCGGCCACGUUCAACAUCAGCGACAGGCACAUAUCGUACAGUACCAACGGAUCGUGAAACAACGACAGGUGACCUAACUGGAACAAGUUGGAUGACCGCUUCCGAGUCAGUAGGUGGAUUCUGUGCCGGUAGUGAGGUGAAUGAUAACGAAUAUGUGCAUAUUCUCGCGGAUUUAUCGGAGCAGGAUAGGAAUAUCGGCGAGAGAUUGCGAAGACAUUUGCAAUUCUUUUUCAUGGAUCCACUCAUGAAAUGGCGUGUUCGAAGACAAUUCCCUUUCAAGUUAUUCUUGCAGAUUCUUAAAAUUAUCUUCAUUACUAUACAGGCUAUAUAUCCUCCAUCUUCGGGCCGUUAUUCCGUUUUUACGGGACCUGACAUCAUCAACCAAUUCGCUUUCAUGAUCGAUUCUUACUAUAUGUUACAAGAAGAAUCGUUCGCAAGUUUUUCAUAUGACACAUCUUUAAUUCAUCGUGAAAAAAGGACGCUGAAUGAAACAGCAGCUGUGGUGAAUAAGAUCAGUUUCGAUCAGAUACCCUUUUUAGAGCUUUGUAUUCAUCGUAUCGCCAAUGUGACUGUUUUCAAUGAUACUUAUGAAUUUGAUAUCUCGGAGAUUGAUGGAUGUUUCAAGCUGAAUUUCACCGAGGAAGAAGUGCAAAAGGUUCAUAACAACAGCUGGUCAUUGGAGGAGAUUUUACGUGUGCGUGGUAUAACAUUCAAGCCGGAAGAUGCGUUGAUUAUAUCGAAAGCUGAAUUGAAAUUCAAAUUACGAACGAUUCAUUUCAGUCCGGUGUCGACGGAUCAGCGACCUGAGUGCUAUCUCAUUGCCGUUACAAUAACCUUUGAUAACUCGCGACAUACUGGUCAAGUGUUCAUAUCUUUGUCGACAGAAAUCAGUUAUGUGAACCUUUGUAAUGGUCGAAUUUUGCAAGGAGGUGGUUUAGCGACAGAUGCUAUAGUGAUUGGUGUGAUCGACGUCAUAGUUUUAAUGCUGUGUAUUGCAUCGCUUAUGUUGUGUUGUCGUGCACUCAUUCGUGCACAUCUUUUAAAAAUGACAACUUGUGAUUAUUUUGAAUGUGUAUUGAAGCGGAAAUUAGCACUGAGUGACGAACUGGAAUUUUUGAAUUUGUGGUAUGUGAUGAUUGUUAUAAAUGACAUCUGCAUUGCUCUGGGAACGGUAUUUAAAAUCAGUAUUGAAUUCAGAGAUUUUGACAGUGACUUAUUCACGACAACUGGCAUUUUAUUGGGUAUUGGUGCCUUGUUGGUUUAUGUCGGUGUACUUCGAUAUUUUUGUUUCUUCUCGAAAUAUAACAUUCUUAUAUUGACAAUGAAGCGAGCGUUGCCGAAUAUUUUACGUUUCAUGUCGUGUGCAGCAGUACUUUAUAUGGGAUUUCUGAUCGCUGGUUGGGUGAUUAUCGGUCCAUACAGUUUAAAAGUAUCAGACUUCCUUUUCUUCUCGUCUAGAUUCAUGCCAUUCCGAACACUCGGCAAAUCGUCGGAAGCGUUAUUCUCGCUGUUGAACGGCGAUGAUAUGUUUGCGACAUUCUUCACGAUCAACGAUUCAAAUACAACGAUAAAAAUUUUCGGAACAAUCUAUAUCUACGUAUUCGUUUCGUUGUUUAUAUAUGUCGUCUUAUCGCUCUUCAUUGCCAUCAUUAUGGAUGCAUAUGAGAUUAUUAAGGAGCAUUACAAUGGCGAUUUAAAAAUGGAAUAUUCGGCACUGCGUGCAUUUGCAAACAGUGAUUCAACGAACGUUCAACAGCAGAUAUCAAGCGAUGAGAUUCGUCAACAGUUUUCACCAAGAAAUUUGAUAAGACUUGGUUACACUGUCGAUACAACUGAAUGUUUCAAUAUAUUUUCGCGUUUUCGCGAUUGGUAUCGAACAAAACGUGCUAACGGUACCAAUGAUAGUGCUAAUGGUACACCAUCAACGACCAACUUUCCCUAUAAUUCGUUCACAAAUCCCAAUUUAAUCCAAGCCCAACAUCCUCCAACUACAACAACAGCCAUAUUGCCAUGCUCCGCUUCUGAUCACCAAUACCAGCACACAACAACUAAUGAUGACCCACCCAUACAGAUCGAAGGCCUCUCAUCACCCACCACAAAUAAUGAUACUUCUGUUAUCACCUGA